Molecule: messenger RNA, 2343 nt
Organism: Closterium sp. NIES-65
Lineage: Eukaryota; Viridiplantae; Streptophyta; Zygnematophyceae; Desmidiales; Closteriaceae
Source: the annotation of a GenBank genome assembly
AUGAAAUACCCUCCCCGCGCCGCUUCCCCCUCUUCCGUUGGAAGCCAUUUGGGCGCGCCCGGCCGUGCCGUCCCAGGCGGCGGCGGCGGCGAUAUUGGCGCGUAUCACGUUAGUAGUGCCGGCUCGCACUCGCUCCCCCGUGGGGGAGGCGCAUACCCGAACCAGACGGAAAUUCUGCCUCCGCCGCACGCUUUUCAUCCGCCGCUUCCCCCGCCAUCUGCUGCGCCCCACCACGCGGCAGCGGCGAUGCGGUCACCGCGGCAUCCGCUCGCGCCGCCGAUCGGCGCAAUGGUCCCCGCAGCGGGCGGGGCAGGGGUAGUAAUGCCGGGGAGGAUGGCGGGACCCGGCCGGCUGGGAGCAGUUCCUUCUGGGUAUAACGGUGCAAUGGGCGCGCCGCAACAACAUCAGCUUCCUCAUCCGUACCACCAACAGCAGCAGCAUCAACAGCAGCAGCAGCAGCAACAGCAGCAACAGCAGCACCAGCAGCAACAGCAGCAACAGCAGCACCAGCAACAACAACAACAGCAGCAGCAGCAGCAGCAGCAGCAGCAGCAGCAGCAGCAGCAGCAGCAGCAGCAGCAGCAGCAGCAGGCGAAGCAGGAGAAGGAGUCGGAGUGGGAGCAGCAGCUGAAGGCGGUGCUAUUCCGCAAGGUGCCCUUGGACGAGGUGCGCGUGGCCACGGGACAGUUCAGCCGCCGCCACGUGCUGGGCGAGGGCGCAUUCGCCGUCGUGUACCGCGGCCGCGGGCCCCACGGCACGACGUGGGCGGUCAAGCGCACCAAGCGGAGCCUCCCCGCGGGCUCCGCGGGCGCGCUGGACUUCGAGAACGAGGUGCUCGUGAUCUCGCGACUGUCUCACAAGAAUCUCAUACGCCUCCUAGGAUUCUGCGUGGAGGGCGGAGAGCAUAUUUUAAUCUACGAGUUCGCGCCGCACGGGUCCCUCGGGUCGGCUCUCGUACGCGACCAGCCGCACUUGACCUUCGACAAGCGGCUCGAGAUCGCCGUGGGAACCGCCGAGGCGCUGAAUUACCUCCACACUGCCACGUCACCGCCCAUUGUGCACCGCGACGUGAAACCCGAUAAUAUCCUGCUGGACGACAAGCUCCUAGCGAAGCUAGGCGAUUUCGGCCUCCUUAAGAACCUCAUAGACGGCGGGGGCGCGCAGGGCACGGUACAGGCCGCGUUCACGCGCAUCGCGGGAACGCCCGGGUAUCUCGACCCGGACUACCACCUUACAUCGAAGGUGACUACUAAGGGGGAUGUGUAUAGCUUCGGCGUGGUACUGCUCGAGCUUUUCACCGGACAGCGCGCAAUCCUCAUGGGGAAACCCGAAUGCGCGGGCGGAGCGAACCAACAGCACGGGCGGAAGGCGGAGGCGGAAGCGGACGCUGGGGGGCGAGGCGGCGGAAGAAGGGCCGCGGGAAUUCCAGGGAUGCCGGGGGUUCCUGUAGGCGCGGACGGGAGCGAUCCGGUGCAUAUUUCCCAGUGGGCUGCGCCGUACGUGCAGUAUGGCGUGGUGGAGGAGGUCGCGGACGCGCGCAUGGGCGGAGAAUACGACCCAGUCGCGCUGCUCCACGUGUUCGAGAUCGCGCUGCAGUGCGUGCGCCCCACGAAGACCCGCCCCGCCAUGACCGCCGUGGUGCGCGCGCUCGUGGAGAUUCGCGAGCGCCUCGCGGAGCGGCGCGCGGGCGGGCGCGGAGGGGACGUGGCGGUGCUCGCGGAGGCGGAAGGCGGAUUGCGGAGAGGCAUAGCGGAGGGGGAAGGGGCGGACAGGGGCGGGAGGCGGAGAACGGGGAGUCAUGGCAGGCGGGAGGCGGACGAGGGGGGAUUGAGCGGGCGAGAGAGAGGGGGAAGCCCAUGUGAGCGGACAGGGUCGCGGGGGAGGGAGGGGGAUGAGGGGAAUAUAGUGAGGGGAGGAUCGUUGAAGCGCGGGGGUUCAGGCGGAAGGGCGCAGAGAGAUGUGGGGGAAGGAUCUGGCCAGAGGGGAGGAGAGGAGUUUGUGCGGCGGGAAGAUAGAGGGGAGAGAGGAGAGAGGAGGGAAAGGUGGGAGAGGGGGGAGAGAAUGGGGGAUCAGGAACGGGCAAUGGAGGGCUUGUCAGGACGGAGGGGUGAGAAGUAUGCCGAAGGGAGGGAGGGAUGGGAGGAUGAGGAGGGGAGAGUGAGGCGAGAGGAGGAGGAGACAUGGCAGAGACGGCAGCAGCAGUGGCAGCAGCAGCAGUGGCAAAGGGAUGAAGCAGCCGAUACCGGACGCGGAGUGGGAGGAGGAGGAGGAUAUAGAGGGGAAGAAUUCAGAGGGGGAGCGAACGGGAGAACAUCAUCUGUCCCCUUUACGCUCACCCCAUAG